AUGGAUUCUUUUCCUACAACACCAGUUAAUAAAAUGAUUUUGGGGCAUCAAGAGACUUCAGAUCUUGGGUCUACAUCUAAUGGUAAUGAUGGUGAAUUUAAAGUUCAUCCUCAUGGCCUUUCGAGUAAGAAGAGGUUUGUUCAUUCAGGGGUUGAGUCUGCUUCUGAAACUGAUUUAUCGUUAGAUUGUGUUAGGAGGAGUGUCAAUCCUGAAACAUCUGAAAAGGCUAGAAAGGAAAUAUUGGAUAAUAUGGAUAUUAAUAAAUUGUUUUCUAAAUCUAGGGAUGUUAGUAGUGCUGAUGAUAUUUCCAAUGGUCCGAUGAUAAAAUUAAUUCAUUCUCCAGUAAAAGUGGAUUUAAGUUCUCCAGUACCAGUAACCGCCAAUGGAAUUGACAAAGCAGAAAACGAAGAACAUGUUUCUAAAAAGCCAAGAUUAGAAUUAGACUUUGCUCCAGACUUGAAGAAACCUAUCACUAAUGAUAGUGAAGAAAUUGUAGGAUCGCCUGAUGCCAUUGAAAUGAUCGAGACUAAAAGUAGUCCAAAUAAAACAGGUCAGAAUGAAGAAUUGCUAGCAUUGGAAAUUCAAGAGGCUAUGAGAGUAUCAAUCCAUGAGGAAGAAUCUGAAGAUGAUAAAGAGGAUAACAAUAGCAAAGAUGUUUCACACAAGAGCUUUGUUACUCCAAAGAAGGAUGAUGUCGAAACUUCUCCAAAUCUUCAUAAAUUGACACCACUCUUAAGUAGCAGCAGCAGCAGUCUAUCACCAAAAAUGGAGUAUAGACAUAUAUGCAGUGGAGAACAAGAUGAAAUCGAAAAGGAACAUAAUGGGUUUAUUUUAGUUUCAAGAAGAAAUGAAGAGUUGAUUGAUCAACUACAUAUGAUGAACAAAAGAUUAAACAACUAUCUUUCCAAAUAUGAAAAUUCAAACUAUCAGUAUAAACUUUUGCGUGCAGAGCAUGAAAAGGCAAAAGAUAAUUUUGAGAAGCAAUUGAAUUUAGCACAAGCUGAAGUUGAUCAGUCAACUGAAGAUGCUAAUAAACAUAAAGAGAGAUUUGAGAAAAUUAAGAAGAAACUAAGUGAGACAAAGGAUGAAAUCCAAAUGCUAAAUCAAAAUCAACGUAUUUUGCAAGAUAAAUAUGAUGGAAUGGCAAACGAAGUCGAUGAAUGGAGAAAUAAGUAUGAAGAAGUCCAAGGGAAGAUGGCGAAACAGGAAAAUGAGGCAAAUAAUAGUGCAUCAAAGCUGCAAUUACUUGAAGAUGAAUUAGAAAUAUUGAAGAAUAAAUUAGAUGAAUAUGAGGCAAGCGAAACUAAGUUAAAGCUGGAUUACAAAGAGUUAGAUGAACUUUUCCAAAAGAGAGAGGAAGAGUUAUUUUCAAAAGCAAACGAAGUUAAUACCCUACAGCAAAGCCUAAAUGAAAUAAUGAAUAGUCAAAAGAGCGCCAGUGAAGACUUAGUAAAACAGAUUGAAGAGUUAUCUACUUCAAAAUCUCAAUUAGAAGUAAAAUUAAGUCAAAUAUCAGUCGAUCACUCGAAGGAGAAACAUUACCUAGAGGAUAAAAUUAAUGGAAUGGAAAAAGAUCUUUCAGAAAAUGUUGGAAAAUUGGAAAUUGCUAACCAGAAAAUAUCGGAUCUUCAAAUUAAAUUAAAUGGGGAAAUUCAAAAUUUAGCUAAUUUAAAGAAAGAAUACGAAGUGUCAAAUGACGAUGCAGAAAUCAAUAAGGCUGAAGUACAGCAAUUAAAUACCAAUAUUGAAGAAUUAAAGGAAAGUGAGAUUCAUUUGAAAGAGAAAAUAUCUACACUGGAGGCGAAUAUCGAAGAAUGGAAGGGAAAAUAUCAAGCUCAAUCUAGCGCCCAUGAAAAAGUAUCCAUAGAAUUUGAAAGUUUACAAUUGAAAAAUAACAAUAUAGAAGCUGAACAUUUAGCAGAAUUAGAACAAUUACAUGAUAAUAUGACAUCAUUACAAGAUACUAUGAAAGAAAAUGCAGAGUCAAUUAAUAAAUUAAAAGAUGAAAACAGAAUAUUACAAGAAAAGUUAUUAGCUAAUGAAGAAGUGACAAGCAAUUCACAAACCUCAAGUGAAGUAAAAGAACAAGAAAUAAACGAAUUGAAAAAUAAAAUAAAAGAUUUCCAAGAGAAAUUAGAUCUUAAAGAACAAGAUACAAACAAACGUUUAAAAUUGUUGGCAGAAGAUUUAUAUGUCCAAUAUUCUUCAAAGCAUGAACAAAAAGUCAAAUUAUUGAAAAAAGGUUACGAUACAAAAUAUCAAUCAAAAAUUGAUCAAAUAUCAUUACAAAAUCAAGGAUUAGUCCAAGAGAUUGAACAAAUAAAGAAUCAACUUUCCACAGAGAGGAAAGAAAAGCAAAAAUUAUUAGAACUCCUAGACCAAAAAUAA
This is a messenger RNA of Vanderwaltozyma polyspora DSM 70294, 2388 nucleotides long. RefSeq names its product Slk19p (gene SLK19). The transcript has a single exon. Bases 1 to 2388 code for a protein of 795 amino acids. The record is from RefSeq and is a predicted model, not a curated record. Lineage: Eukaryota; Fungi; Ascomycota; Saccharomycetes; Saccharomycetales; Saccharomycetaceae.